AUGUCAGUGUUCAUCUUUAUUUUAAAAGCACUUCGUGCGAUCGCUGUCAUCUGGGUGAUCCUGUACCUUUACCUGAAAUAUGCACACACCUAUUGGAAGAGACGGGGCGUCCCAUCUCUUCCAGGACACUGGUUUUUUGGGAAUGCGAAGGAUGCACUCCUCAUGCGCAAAUCUCCUGCAACGGUGUUCGGUGAUCUGUACCAUCAAGCUUCCGAAGACGAUGACAUUCUGGGUAUCUACAUCGCGCACAAACCCUUCUUGGUCCUGAGGAAUCCGAAACUGAUCAAGCAAAUCUUAAUUAAGGAUUUCAACUACUUCUCGGAUCGAUACUUUACGGCAAGAUCCAUCCACGAUAAAAUCGGAAGCUCGGCUCUCUUCACGAUGAAGAAUCCAGAAUGGAAGUACUUAAGAGCGAAAUUGACGCCCGUAUUUACGAGCGGAAAAGUGAAGAACCUGUUCCCCUUGAUAGUCCAAACGGCGGACUCGAUGAAGAAUUAUUUGGAGAAUCAAUUCACAAACGGCACAAGAACGAAUACAUUGCCGGCAAGAGAGAUUUCCUUAAAGUAUACCACCGACAUUAUAUCUUCCGUUGCUUUUGGAAUUCAAGUGAAUUCCUUCGAUCCGUCUCAGGGCAAAUUCUUUUCGAAAGUUCAAGAGUCACUCCGUCUCACGGUACGACGAGGCCUACUAUUUUUCUGCAUGUUCUUCUUCCCGGCAAUUUCGAUGAUCUUGGGAGGUCAAAUGUUGGGUUCAGCUACGAAUUACUUUCGUAAAGUAUUUUGGGAUUCCAUGGAUACUAGGGAGGUGACGAAAUCGAAACGAGGAGACCUCAUCGACUCCCUGAUAGACCUGAAGAAUGCCAAACAGGAUAAUGACUUCAAGUUUGAGGGUGAUGCCUUGGUUGCUCAAGCGGGUAUUUUCUUUGUUGCUGGCCGCGAAUCCAGCUCGACAACGAUAAGCUUUACACUCUCCGAACUCGCUAAGCAUCCUGAUAUUCAGAAACGAGUGCGAGAAAAUAUCCUCGAGACGCUGGAAGCGCAGGGAAUGACUUAUGAAGCUGUUCAGAGUAUGAAGUACCUUCACCAAGUGAUAUCUGAAGUUUUGAGACUUUAUCCACCGGCUCCGCUCAUCGAUCGAGUGGCCGUUGAAGAUUAUAAGAUACCAGGAACAGAUACGAUUAUAGAAAAAGGAACGCCUAUUUACAUACCUUUGUUUGGCCUUCAGCGUGAUGCAAGGUAUCAUCCCGAUCCUCUGACUUUCAAUCCUGAUAGAUUCAGUGACGAAAAUAAAGACAAUAUUACGCCAUGUUCGUACAUACCUUUCGGUGAUGGUCCACGAAUUUGUAUUGCUCAGCGAGUCGGUCUAUUGCAGUCUGUUGUGGCAGUAAUUACGAUACUUAAGGAUUAUGAAGUUUCAUUAGACCCUACUGGUGAUUACGAAAUUGACCGCCGUAACAUCUUCGUAUCACCGUCAGAUCGAUUCAAAUUGAAGUUUACAAAACUUUAA
Messenger RNA from Hylaeus anthracinus, 1506 nucleotides. RefSeq names its product cytochrome P450 6k1-like. The record is from RefSeq and is a predicted model, not a curated record. Gene Ontology annotation, molecular function: monooxygenase activity; oxidoreductase activity, acting on paired donors, with incorporation or reduction of molecular oxygen; iron ion binding. The transcript is spliced from 6 exons. NCBI's taxonomy places the organism in Eukaryota, Metazoa, Arthropoda, Insecta, Hymenoptera, Colletidae. The coding region runs from base 1 to 1506 and encodes 501 amino acids.